UUUAGUUCCGGAGCUUUCCUGUCCCCGGCAGGCCGGCUCUCCGUCAGCUGCAAGAGAGUGAGUGUCUACCGGAGCUCCGAGGUGGGAGGCGGAGAGCCUGACUUCUUCCAGGGGUUAGAAUCCCUGCUGGGAGGGUGCAGAUGAGUGGGUAGACGGAGGGAGCACCCAUACCCACGGUGGAGGUGGGAAGCGCCUAGCAGCCCUUGUGGCUUAAGAAGGGCAAGCAUUAGUUUCCACUUAUACACAGGGAAUGGUGAGACCAGAUACACCAGGGCACGUAUCUGGAAGACCCCCACAGCCCACCCACCAAAAAAAAAAAAAACCCGUUGCGGUGGAGUCGAUACCGACUCAUAGCGACCCUAUAGAACAGAGUAAGGUUUCCAACGAGCUGCUGCUGGAUUCGAACUGCCGACCUUUUCAUUAGCGGCCUGAGCUCUUAACCACUGAGCCACCAGUGCUCCAUUUCGAAGACAAAAGGCGCUCAUUACAUGUCAGCCCUCUCCCUAUCUCCCCACGUGGGAGUCCCCUGCUUCCUGGGAAGAGGACCCUAAGGAUUCCUGUGCCCGCCCCGGAUCUUUGGAAGCAGUCUGGUCCACUCCUUCUGUGGCCUUUGAGUUCCUUCAGAACAGCCCGAGUCUCCCCAAUCCUGGGUGCAUGUGACAGAGCCCAUCCACCGCUCCGGAAUUUGUUGUGUCCGACCAGACCAAACCCACCGCCGUAAAAUGGAUUCUGACUUACUGCGACCCUAUAGGGCAGAGUAGAACUGCCCCCAUAGGGUUUCCAAGGCUGUAAAUCUUUGCGGAAGCAGACUGCCACAUCUUUCUCCCUCCGAGAGGCUGGUGGGUUCCAACAACCGAUCUUUCGGUUAGCAGCCUAGCGCUUUAACCACUGCGCCACCAGGGCUCCGUAGGAGAGUACAUUUCUAAGAGUUAAUUUUCGGUUGGCCACUGCGCCCUUUACCGGUGACAGCCUCGGUAACCCCAUGCGUCCUCAACCGGGUCCCCUGUCACUGCCUCUAUACCACCCAUUAUGUCCCUGAGCCCACCGUGACCCCUGCGCUCCGGUCCCUUCGCAGACCUAAGGCGGCGGCGGCGGCGGCGGCGGCGGCGAUGGCGAUGCUGUUGGGCACCGAGACCGCGGAAGCAGAGUGCGAGGACGCCGAGUUGCGGUGCCGCGUGGCGGUGGAGGAGCUGAGCCCCGGCGGGCAGCCGCGAAAGCGUCAGUCCCUGCGCACCGCGGAGCUGAGCCUGGGUCGCAACGAGCGCCGCGAGCUGAUGCUGCGGCUGCAGGCGCCGGGGCCUGCGGGGCGGCCGCGCUGCUUCCCCCUGCGCGCCGCGCGCCUCUUCACGCGCUUUGCCGCCGCCGGGCGCAGCGCGCUGCGUCUCCCUGCUGACGGCGCUCCCCGGCCAGGUGCCGGCGCUGUGCAGCUGUUGCUCUCCGACUGCCCCCCGGACCGCCUGCGCCGCUUCCUACGCACGCUGCGCCUCAAGCUGGCGGCGGCCCCAGGGCCCGGGCCGGUCUCCGCCCGAGCGCAGCUGCUUGGCCCGCGGCCCCGCGACUUUGUCACCAUCAGCCCCGUGCAGCCCGAGGAGCUACGGCGCGUGGCGGCCGCCCGGGCCCCGGACACCACGCUGGUGAAGUUGCCGGAGAAGCCCCGGACUGGGGCUGCACACAGCAAGGAAGCCCCAAGGUGGCCCCUGCCUGUGAAGAGGCUGAGCUUGCCCCCCACCAAGCCACGGCUUUCGGAGGAGCAGGCGGCUGUGCUGAGGGUCGUGCUCAAAGGACAGAGCAUUUUCUUCACUGGGAGCGCAGGGACAGGGAAGUCAUACCUGCUGAAGCGUAUCCUGGGCUCACUGCCCCCCAUGGGCACUGUGGCCACUGCUAGCACUGGGGUGGCAGCCUGUCACAUUGGAGGUACCACCCUCCAUGCCUUUGCAGGCAUCGGCUCAGGCAAGGCCCCCCUGGCCCAGUGUGUGGCCCUGGCCCAGCGCCCAGGUGUGCGGCAGGGCUGGCUGAACUGCCAGCGGCUGGUCAUUGACGAGAUCUCCAUGGUGGAGGCAGACCUAUUUGACAAGCUGGAAGCUGUGGCCAGAGCUGUCCGGCAGCAGGACGAGCCCUUUGGAGGGAUCCAGCUCAUUAUCUGUGGGGAUUUUCUACAACUGCCACCUGUGACCAAGGGCUCCCAGCCCCCGCAAUUCUGUUUCCAGGCCAAGAGCUGGAGGAAAUGCAUCCCAGUGAUCCUGGAGCUGACUGAGGUGUGGAGGCAGGCAGACCAGGCCUUCAUCUCUUUGCUGCAGGCUGUGAGGCUGGGCAGGUGGGCCCUGGUGGAAAGGGAGGGGACCACGAGAUACGAAUCCAAGAGUGGGUCAGAGCAGAGCCCUGGGAAGGGGGAGAAAUGCUUGUCCUCAGGGCACAGUCUGUACAGGCAGAGGGGCCUUAGGCAGGACAAGAGAAGGAUGGACAGACACAGGAAGAAUUCAGGUGUUAAUGCCCCAUUUUACAGAUGCAGAAACUGGGAUUCAAAGAGGUGCUCAGAUGAAGUGACCCGCCAACUCCGGGCUACAGCUGCCCACAAGGUGGGGCGGGAUGGGAUCGUGGCCACGAGGCUCUGCACCCACCAGGAUGAAGUGGCCCUCACCAAUGAGAGGUGGCUGCAGGAGCUACCAGGUGAGGUGCACAGCUUUGAGGCUAUGGACAGUGACCCGGAGCAGGCCCGGACCCUGGACGCCCAGUGUCCUGCUAGUCGGGUCCUUCAGCUAAAGCUAGGGGCCCAGGUGAUGCUGGUGAAGAACCUAGCGGUGUCUCGGGGCCUGGUGAACGGGGCCCGAGGGGUGGUUGUUGGGUUUGAGGCCGAGGGGAGAGGGCUGCCCCAAGUGAGAUUCCUGUGUGGAAUCACCGAGGUCAUCCGUGCUGACCGCUGGACAGUGCAGGCCACUGGAGGCCAGCUCCUCAGCCGGCAGCAGCUGCCCCUCCAGCUGGCCUGGGCAAUAUCCAUCCACAAGAGUCAGGGCAUGUCCCUGGAUUGUGUAGAGAUCUCUCUGGGCCGUGUGUUUGCCAGCGGCCAGGCCUAUGUGGCCCUUUCCCGGGCCCGCAGCCUACAGGGCCUGCGUGUGCUGGACUUUGACCCCAUGGUGGUAUGCUGUGACCCCCGCGUGCUGCGCUUCUAUGCUACCCUGAGGCGGGACAGCGGGCCCAGUCUGGAAUCCCCAAGUGAGGAUGAGGUAGCCUCAGACGAGAACAUGGACCCGAACCUCUGAGCGCAGCCCCAAAGAGAAGACAAAGAGUGUCUCCCCAUCCUCCUGCUCCCUGGUGGAGCAUGGUCCUAGAGGGCAACUGGGGGAAGGUGUCCAGUGUCCCUGUCUCCUUUCUUUAGGGGCUCUCAGGCCCCUGGCAGGGUUGAAGGCAGAGUGUUUCCCUCCACUUGCCAGCUGUCUGUUCCCCCCCUUUGCCCUGGGUGCAUGGCUUCCAGGACCAGGAAUAACCCUUUCUGUGCCAGCUGGGGAUGGGCCUAUGGUGGUACCUGGUGUCAGAGGACAAAGCUGUCUGCGAGGGCUGGCCAUAGGGCCACAGGGUUCUGAACGAUGUGCCCCUUGGGCUGCAGAGGGGAGAGGCAGCCCAAACAGGCGCUGGGAGCAUGAACAGGCCUCUCUAUGCAGGGGACCUGCGGAGGAGUCAGGCCAGGUGCAGGCCCAGACCAGAGAAUGGAGCUCAGGGGUGUCUCUCCAGCUCAGCCCAGCCCAGCAUAGCUCAGGCAAGCACCUCCUGGGCCUAACCUAAGUACGUACACUACAAAUGUGUGCCCAUAUUUUAAGCUGCUUUUUGGGGAAAGGGAAUAUUUGGGGGCAUUGAAAUGGAUGCUUUCAGGUUGUAUUUAUUUGGGACAAAUAAACUUGUGAAUUGUGUAAGAA
Molecule: messenger RNA, 3908 nt
Organism: Loxodonta africana (African savanna elephant)
Lineage: Eukaryota; Metazoa; Chordata; Mammalia; Proboscidea; Elephantidae
Gene: PIF1
Product: PIF1 5'-to-3' DNA helicase
Exons: 12
Coding region: 1110-3257 (715 amino acids)
Biological process (GO): telomere maintenance; DNA repair
Molecular function (GO): DNA helicase activity
Source: RefSeq, a predicted model, not a curated record